AUGGUAGUUAAACCAAUACAAAUUAAGAAAUCUCGUGAACAGCGGGCGGGACCCGCAAGCACCUGCAAAGAAGUGAUCGUUGUGCCUUCCGCCCUCGGCGAUGCGCAGCUUACUACAGAUCAAUCUGCAACUGAUGCUGAAGCCGUAGAUGUGAUUGACUUGGGCGCUCCGCGGCGUCGUCGCACUGUCGCGAGUCGACACCCGCGUCCUCCGCCCACCGUGCCCUAUACUCCCAACCCAAGACUGUACCCAGGGCCACGCAACAAUUCAGAACGCCAGUCGAGGCGAGCAAGGCGUAAGCGGGUAUUCCGGCGGCCAGUGCCCAAUUCACGGCUGUACCGGCCGGGUCCACCACGCCCUGUGCCACCUCCGGCAACUCCUCGCGCCGCUUGGCCACGACCGGCCUCACCGCCGCGGCCCCCUCACGCGCUCGACACGGCGUCACGGGCCGCGUUGCGCGUGCUUAGCGCGCGCCUCGCGUCGCCCGCCCGCCCCGAUAGUCGUCUGGUAGUAACGCUGCCCGCUCGCGGGAUGGAUGCUGUAACACGUCAUUCGGCUAGCCCGGAGUGCUCGGAGGGAAGCACAGCACCGAGCGAGUUUUUGGCGGAGUUCCUGUCGGCGAUAAUGCGAAGACAGUACGCUGAGGCGCUCAAAUAUUGCCGUCUUAUUCUACAGUACGAGCCUCAUAACGCGACCGCCCGAGGUUUCUUCCCGCUGCUACAACAUAAGGUGGAUGCACACCGAGGAGACACGAGUUCAAGUGAAGAAGCCAUCUCUCCGCAGCAUUUCAAAAAUGCUGGGGACUCGGGGGGUAGCGGGCAGGGUGGGGAGAGUGGGGAAAGUGGGCCAGCCGGAGAGAGUGCAGAAAGCGAGGAAGGAGAAGAGUGGGAGAAAUCUGGCGCAUCGUGGUCAUCUCUGGAACUGGACUCGUCACGACGCACUGACCGCUCCAGUGAAAGUGCACCCAACUCCACAGAAAGCAGCUCUGCUUCACGUGAUGAUAACGGCAAUGACUACACCUCUACGCCCGUGCUAGAUAAUGCGCGUACGCACACAUCACCGACGCCGCCCCCACCUCUAUAUGGCCAAGGUGACAUCGAAAACGAAAACGCAAUCGGCGAUCCUGAGGGGGCGGGGUGCACUCUUAAGGCUGCUUCAAGCGGCGCCAGCUCCCUGAGGCGGCUGCGCGCACACUUCACCUGCUCCAUCAAGUGA
Messenger RNA from Pieris macdunnoughi, 1215 nucleotides. NCBI's taxonomy places the organism in Eukaryota, Metazoa, Arthropoda, Insecta, Lepidoptera, Pieridae. The record is from the annotation of a GenBank genome assembly.